Messenger RNA from Thermothelomyces thermophilus ATCC 42464, 1275 nucleotides. RefSeq lists its product as uncharacterized. Bases 708 to 1046 code for a protein of 112 amino acids. The record is from RefSeq and is a predicted model, not a curated record. The transcript has a single exon. NCBI's taxonomy places the organism in Eukaryota, Fungi, Ascomycota, Sordariomycetes, Sordariales, Chaetomiaceae.
AGAUGAAGUAAUUAUAGAUACGUAGCUCUUGAUGGGCCUAGGAUUUAGAGCGUCUGGCCAGAUACUACUAGUGCCUUACUUCUGUGCUCCAACGGUACCCAACUCAAGUUUCGUUGACUGCCCCGCAACUCUUUUCCCUCACCCAAUUACCUACAUAGCCUAACUUUCCUGUGUCUUUGACCUACAAGUACAAAAUACUUUCCUUUUGGUGCUGACCGUGCGGGUAUGUCAGACGGCAUUCCACGAGCACCCGCUGACGUGAAAAAGAAUUCUGAAGAAUUCUGAAGGAUGCUAAAUUAAGGUGCUUACUCCCCGGCCCGAAAGGGUCCACCCCUCCGCCAUAAGGUACCUACAUAGUAUACGUCCCUGAUGUACAUACGUAACUCCGAGCAGGCAAUCGGAGUUAUGUCUCGAUUGUCAUCGUCGACUUCUUCCAAGCGUCGUUGAAAGAUCGCAGCCAACUCCCUCUAUGGAAGUAUUGACUUGUAAUUAAUGGAAGAGGAUUCUUACUCCUCAACAAAAAGCAUUGCCCAAAUUGGUAUUCCCUCUUCCCUCAACAACCACCUCACACACGCUGGCACCCUUCGGCUCGCGUCCUUGGACAGCAGAUAUAUAUAUCCCCCUUUACGCUACUGAACCACACAGGGAGGGAGGGAGGAAGGGAGGGAGAGAUGGCUUUUCUCGUGCAAUGAGAGUAGCUGACGUGAAUGGUUCCCAACAAAUUCCACGGUGCGCAGACCAUCUCGCUAUCCGUGGUCCUCGGUCUCGCCACGCUCAUACUACACCUGGCGCUCCUCCUUUUUGUUGCUGAAAUCAUGUCUCGCCGGCAAACCGCGAGACAGAGAGAGCAUGACUCGCUGGGGGCGGCGCUGUUCGCCGGUACUAUAUUAUACUGGAUUGCCGGCCUCGCGUCGAUCCUGUAUCCGGGCACGGACUGGGUGGACCCCGAAUUCGGCCCGUCCGGCGUUCCGCCGGCGCAGAUUCCUGUCUUUGUCGGGUUCGCGUCCGCGGCUGUGCUCGGGUGGAUGCUUGACCGUCGACAUUGAUGCGGGGAAAGAGUCUCGUGUUUUUGCACGGAAUGAACAUCGACAGUCUAAGCUGGUGUGGCUGUACUGAUGCGGGUCUAACAUGAUUGGACCCGUUCCGCUCAUGGCAGGCCGUGAUGAGACGUCUGGUGGUAUCGUUGUACGAAGUAAUUAGUAUUGAUGCAUGCCUUCUCCUUUACUGGUUCCUAUUCAUUUUUUUCUUUUCUUAUUUUUACCCUCUCAUAAUUAU